CUGCCACAUAAGAAGUUUAAAACUAUAAUUAAAUGAAAUUUCAGUUCUUUGAUUGCUUUUCUAAUCCUCGCAAGCUGUUGCAAAAUCAACUAUUCAUUUUGUUUAUCUUCCUGUGCUUUAGUCUGAAUCAUUCAAACUAUAAUAAUAACAUGGCAAAUUCAGAAAGAACAUUUAUUAUGUUGAAGCCUGAUGCUGUUCAACGUGGAAUCGUUGGAGAUAUCAUCAAGAGAUUCGAAGCUAAAGGAUUCAAGCUUGUAGCCAUGAAAUUUAUGUGGGCUUCAAAGGAACUCUUGGAAAAGCACUACUCAGAUUUGAGCUCACGUCCAUUCUUCCCUGGUUUAGUCACCUACAUGUCAUCAGGCCCAGUUGUUCCAAUGGUUUGGGAAGGUUUAAAUGCCGUCAAAACCGGACGUGUAAUGUUGGGAGCAACAAAUCCAGCAGAUUCAGCCCCAGGCACAAUUCGUGGAGAUUUAUGCGUCCAAGUUGGUCGUAAUAUUAUUCAUGGAUCAGACUCUGUUGAAAGUGCAAAUAAGGAAAUUGCUUUGUGGUUCAAUGACAAUGAAUUGGUAAGCUGGAAGCCAGCAGCAGUUAACUGGGAAAGAACAUAUAUUAUGGUGAAACCAGAUGGACUUCAGCGUGGUCUUGUACAUGAAAUUAUUAAAAGAUUCGAGAAGAAGGGAUUGAAACUAGUUGGAAUGAAGCUUAUUAAGGCACAAAGUCAGACAGUUGCAGAGCAUUAUGAACAUUUAAAGAAUCAACCAUUCUAUUCUGGUUUGAUAGAGUAUAUGACUUCAGGGCCUGUAAUUCCGAUGGUAUGGGAGGGAUACAAUGCAGUCGAAUUCGGACGUAAUAUAAUAGGGGAAACUAAUCCUUCUGAAUCUCCAAUUGGGACCAUUCGAGGCGACUUCUGUUUAUUUCAAGGCCUUACAGUUGUUCAUGGUGCUCAUUCUGUUCAGGAGGCAAAUAGGGAAAUCGGAUUAUGGUUUAAACCGCACGAACUAGUAAGCUGGGAACCAGCUCUUCAGGAAUGGAUAUUUUAUGAUAUAGAUUAAUUAUUAUCUAGUUAUUGAUCAUGCUAAUACAAAAAUAAAAAAAAAAAAUUUUGGUCACAAAUG
Molecule: messenger RNA, 1115 nt
Organism: Chironomus riparius
Lineage: Eukaryota; Metazoa; Arthropoda; Insecta; Diptera; Chironomidae
Source: the annotation of a GenBank genome assembly